Messenger RNA from Chelonia mydas (Green sea turtle), 4163 nucleotides. Its product is annotated as P-selectin. Gene Ontology annotation, biological process: leukocyte tethering or rolling; heterophilic cell-cell adhesion; response to cytokine. The record is from RefSeq and is a predicted model, not a curated record. The transcript is spliced from 18 exons. Bases 130 to 2778 code for a protein of 882 amino acids. Gene Ontology annotation, molecular function: sialic acid binding; oligosaccharide binding. Lineage: Eukaryota; Metazoa; Chordata; Testudines; Cheloniidae. Gene Ontology annotation, cellular component: membrane; external side of plasma membrane.
GUGAGGUUCUGCACACGUGAAAGGAAGUGCUGCAACACACAGCCAAGCAGAGGGACGGCUUAAGUCGUCUCUGGUCCAAGGAUUGAGCGAGAGGGGAGGAGAGUGGAGGCUGGCAGGUCGGCACUGGAGAUGGGCAGCGCUGUAGGACUCUGCUCCAGUCCAAGGGCUUGGGGAUGUGACUGGAAUAUCGCCCGACUCCUGUGUUUUGCUGCCAUUAGCUGGGUGCUCAUGACUCAGAUGGAGGUGGGAGCCUGGACCUACCAUUAUGGUGACAAAUCUGAUUACUCAUGGGAGGUGGCCAGAAACUUUUGCAGGUCAUUCUACACUGACCUUGUAGCAAUCCAGAACCAGAGGGAAAUUGCCUAUCUCAACAGUGUCUUACCUCACCAUAGAACAUACUACUGGAUUGGGAUACGAAAGAUAAACAAUGUCUGGACCUGGGUUGGUACCAGCAAGGCCUUGACGAAGGAAGCUGAGAACUGGGCGAGCAGGGAACCCAACAAUAAAGGGAGGAACCAAGACUGUGUGGAGAUGUACAUAAAGCGGGACAAUGAUGCUGGAAGAUGGAACGAUGAGCGCUGCCAAAAGAAAAAGAGGGCGCUGUGUUACCAAGCGUCUUGCCAGAGUUCCUCCUGCAGCCAGCGUGGUGAUUGCGUAGAGACCAUCGGGAACUAUACCUGUGAUUGCUACCCUGGUUUCUACGGGCUUGAGUGUGAACACGUUGUGAGGUGCAAAAACCUUGACCCUGGGCCUGACUGCAGUCAUCCCCUGGGGGAAUAUAGCUACAACUCCACAUGCAAGUUCCUGUGCCAGGAAGGGUUUGAACUGCAAGGGCUGGACACGCUGCAGUGCUUGGAGUCGGGGAACUGGACAGCAGAGGCUCCGGAGUGUGCAGCUGUCAAGUGCCCAGCGCUGGCCGCUCCAGGCAGGGGCGGAUUAAACUGCACUCACUGGCAUGGAGACUUCACAUAUAACUCUUCCUGUGCCUUCUCCUGUGAGACGGGGUUUGUGCGGAAUGGAUCUGAGACGCUGGAGUGCACGGCCCUGGGACAAUGGACAGGGCUUCCCCCGCUCUGUGAAGCCAUCAAGUGCCCCAUGCUGGAUUCCCUGAGCAGAGGCCAAUUAAACUGCUCUCACUGGCAUGGAGACUUCAUGUAUAACUCCACCUGCUCCUUCUCCUGCGAGACGGGGUUUGUGCGGAUUGGAUCAGAGACACUGGAGUGUACGGCCCUGGGACAAUGGACAGGGAGUCCCCCACUCUGUGAAGCUCUCAAGUGCCCAGUACUGGCCACCCCGGGCAGGGGACAAUUAAACUGCACUAAUUGGCAUGGAGACUUCACAUAUAACUCCACCUGUGCCUUUUCCUGUGAGACGGGGUUUGUGCGGAAUGGAUCUGAGACGCUGGAGUGCACGGCCCUGGGACAAUGGACAGGGCAUCCCCCGCACUGUGAAGCUGUCAAGUGCCCAGUGCUGGAUUCCCCAGACAGGGGCCAAUUAAACUGCACUCAUCGGCAUGGAGACUUCACAUAUAACUCCACCUGUGCCUUUUCCUGUGAGACGGGGUUUGUGCGGAAUGGAUCUGAGACGCUGGAGUGCACGGCCCUGGGACAAUGGACAGGGCAUCCCCCGCGCUGUGAAGCUGUCAAGUGCCCAGUGCUGGAUUCCCCAGACAGGGGCCAAUUAAACUGCACUCAUCGGCAUGGAGACUUCACAUAUAACUCCACCUGUGCCUUUUCCUGUGAGAUGGGGUUUGUGCGGAAUGGAUCUGAGACGCUGGAGUGCACGGCCCUGGGACAAUGGACAGGGCAUCCCCCGCGCUGUGAAGCUGUCAAGUGCCCAGUGCUGGAUUCCCCAGACAGGGGCCAAUUAAACUGCACUCAUCGGCAUGGAGACUUCACAUAUAACUCCACCUGUGCCUUUUCCUGUGAGACGGGGUUUGUGCGGAAUGGAUCUGAGACGCUGGAGUGCACGGCCCUGGGACAAUGGACAGAGCAUCCCCCGCGCUGUGAAGCCGUCAAGUGCCCAGUGCUGGAUUCUCCGGGUAGGGGCCAAUUAAAGUGCACUCAUUGGCAUGGAGACUUCACGUAUAACUCCACCUGUGCCUUCUCCUGUGAGACAGGGUUUGUGCGGAAUGGAUCGGAGAUGCUGGAGUGCACAGCCCUGGGACAAUGGUCAGAUCAUCCCCCGCUCUGUGAAGCUGUCAUGUGCCCAGGUUUGGCCGCCCCUGGCAGAGGCCGAUUAAACUGCACUCACUGGUAUGGAGACUUUGCAUAUAACUCUACCUGCGCCUUCUCCUGUGAGACGGGGUUUGUGCGGAACGGAUCGGAGACAGUGGAGUGCACGGCCCUGGGACAAUGGACAGGGAGUCCCCCACUCUGUGAAGUCAUGAGAUGCCCCAAGCUGAGGGGCCUAGAGCCAAUUCUUAUGAAUUGCUCCCACCCUCUGGGAUCCUUCAGCUAUGGGUCAGUGUGUCGCUUCCGCUGCACUCAGGGCUACUUCCUCAAUGGGACGAGCAGGGUGCGGUGCCAGCCUGAUGCGCACUGGUCAGACAAGAUGCCUACCUGCCAAGAAGAGGCUGCUCCCUAUUUCAAGCAAGUCCUGCUUUACAUGGGUGGUGGAGCUGUGGCCCUUGUGGCCCUGUUGCUGACAGGAAUGCUCAUAGCUCUGCUAAUCAAGCGUCUCAGUGACAAAGAGGAAGAAAAAACACUGCUGAAUCCCACCAGUGACCUGGGAGUAACUGGUGUCUUUACAAAUGCAACGUUUGACUCCAACUUGUAAGCUAAAGCAGAAGAUGCCCCCAGGAGAGAAGAUCACUGGAAGUGAAAGGACCUGAAGAUCGUACUCAUGCCUCAAUCCUUUUAGAAGCUGUUUUUAUACCUUACUCCUCAGCUCAGCUCUGCCAUCGUCCAGCCCAAGAACUCACAGUCAGAGAUUAAACUAACUCUGGUGCACACAUCCCGGCCUGAUCUGAAAUCCUGACUUGUUUUUUCUCUGACACUGGGCUUUGGUUCACAAUCCAGUUAUAUCAUGUAAAGGUCCCCAAGCAUGGGUGGCAGGUGAAUAACUGGCUUGGGGAGGUUAGCGCACUUGUCCAGCCCCUUCUACCUGAAACCCUGCACCUUCCACACCCGCCAGAGCCUAGAGACCCCCCACAGUGGCCGCUGGCCCCUGCCCCAGGCUAGCACCCCCAGCUGCCACCCUUCAGCCCCAGAGCACUGGGAGGCCAGGCAGCGUGGCAACCGCCCCACCCCGCACCAGCCCCAGAGUGCUGGGAGACCAAGCAAUGCGGCCCCAGCCCCACCCCCAGCACACCAGAAGGCCCAGCAGCAUGACCCCAGCUCCCCACCCCCAGCCCCAGAAUGCCGGAAGCCAGGCAGCACAAUCCCCCCACCCCCCAGCCCUGGAUCAUUAGGAGGCCCUGCAGCAUGGCCCCAGCCUCCCCGGCCUCGGAGUGUCAGGUGACCCAGCAGUGUGGCCCCAGCUUCCCUAGCCCCAGAGCACCGGGAGGGUGGGCAGCACAACCCCAGCACCAGCCCCAGCUGGGGCCAUGAUGGCACAGGGGAAGAGUCGCUCACAGAGUGGGAAGCAGGAGGGGACUGGGGACAGAGUGUGGUUGGGGCCACACCUGGCUGUUUGGGGAGGUUCAGCCUCCCCCAGCCUAUCAUACCUGCUGCCCAUGUCCCCAAGCCACUUGUUCCUUCAUCCAUCUGCCUAUUGGAUGCUUGAAAAGGUCCUCCAGACCUGGGCCCUAGUAUCUACACCCUCAAUCACUUUCUAGUCCAGGGGUGGGCAAACUUUUUGGCCUGGGGGCCACAUCUGGGAAUAGAAAUUGUAUGGUGGGCCAUGAAUGCUCACAAAAUUGGGGUUGGGGUGCAGGAGGGGUUGAGGGCUCUGGUUGGGGGUGCGGGCUCUGGGGUGGGGCUGGGGAUAAGGAGUUUGGGGUGUAGGAGGGUGCUCUGGUCAGGCAAGAUUUUUUCUUUUUAAAAAUGAAAGGGUUUUUUUUGGGCAGGUGAAGUAUUUCACCUUCUGGGUCUUCACCCUGUAGGGUUUAUCCUCCUCCACCCCGCUCCCCCAGUAACCCCUCCAUCCCCCAAAAGCCCGGUCUACCUUCUGAUUUCUCUCAAUGUGUUGUGCAACAAAUAAUAAAGAACAUUUUUAAACAA